Rattus rattus (black rat) is the source of this 3122-nucleotide messenger RNA. RefSeq names its product progestin and adipoQ receptor family member 8 (gene Paqr8). The transcript has a single exon. Bases 388 to 1452 code for a protein of 354 amino acids. Lineage: Eukaryota; Metazoa; Chordata; Mammalia; Rodentia; Muridae. The record is from RefSeq and is a predicted model, not a curated record. Gene Ontology annotation, biological process: response to steroid hormone. Gene Ontology annotation, molecular function: nuclear steroid receptor activity; steroid binding. Gene Ontology annotation, cellular component: plasma membrane.
CUGAUUGGUUAUAUUUAAGUAGUAACUAGGGAAUAUAGUGGUCUUUACUGUCUAGGUAUCCUUAGAUCUUAUUACUAAGUCACACGAGACCACCACAGCCAUUAUACAAGAGAUGCCUCUUCCUCAGACUGUAGAGAACCGUAACCAAGGAGUCCGAAUGUUGCCACAGUGACGGAGGAUGCUGCAACUCCACAGUCCAGAUAAAGAAAACGGUGCCCAGAGAACCCACCUGGACCUCUGUACUUCCCGGGUUAUCUGAGAGAGCCGUGCUCCAUUAUGAAAAGAUACAGUUCCUUGGCCACCUUAGCUGCAUGCGUCUCUCAGUUUUCCUCUCUUUCCUUCAGGUUGUCCUACUGAACCCCGCGGAGCCCAGGGACCACCGCUACCAUGACGACUGCCAUCCUGGAGCGCCUGAGCACCCUGUCUGUGAGCGGGCAGCAGCUGCGCCGUCUGCCGAAGAUUCUGGAAGAAGGGCUUCCCAAGAUGCCAUGCACCGUCCCAGAAACCGACGUGCCCCAGCUCUUCCGGGAGCCGUACAUCCACGCAGGCUACCGCCCCACGGGGCACGAGUGGCGUUACUACUUCUUCAGCCUCUUUCAGAAGCACAACGAGGUGGUCAACGUCUGGACCCACUUGCUCGCGGCCCUGGCGGUCCUUUUGCGAUUCUGGGCCUUUGUGGAGGCAGGGGCAUUGCAGUGGGCUUCUCCCCACACCCUACCCCUGCUCCUCUUUAUCCUGUCGUCAAUCACUUACCUCACCUGCAGCCUCUUGGCCCACCUGCUGCAGUCCAAGUCAGAGCUGUCCCACUACACCUUUUACUUUGUGGACUACGUCGGGGUCAGUGUCUACCAGUAUGGCAGCGCCUUGGCUCACUUUUUCUAUAGCUCUGACCAGGCCUGGUACGAGCGGUUCUGGCUUUUCUUCCUGCCGGCGGCUGCUUUCUGUGGCUGGCUGUCCUGUGCUGGCUGUUGCUAUGCCAAGUAUCGCUACCGACGGCCUUAUCCAGUUAUGCGGAAGAUCUGUCAAGUGGUACCGGCGGGGCUGGCCUUCAUCCUAGACAUCAGCCCCGUGGCGCACCGCGUGGCUCUCUGCCACCUGGCCGGUUGCCAGGAGCAGGCGGCCUGGUACCACACCCUCCAGAUCCUCUUCUUCCUUGUCAGCGCGUACUUCUUCUCAUGCCCUGUCCCCGAGAAGUACUUCCCCGGUUCCUGUGACAUUGUGGGCCACGGACAUCAAAUCUUCCACGCCUUCCUUUCCAUCUGCACGCUCUCCCAGCUGGAGGCCAUUCUUCUGGACUAUCAGGGACGCCACGAGAUCUUCUUCCAGCGCCACGGCCCCCUGUCUGUCUACACGGCCUGUCUCUCCUUUUUCUUUUUAGCCGCAUGCAGUGCGGCCACCGCCUCCCUCCUGAGGCACAAGGUCAAGGACAGACUGAUUAAGAAAGAUUCCUGAGGUCCGCGGAUGAGGAACGGUGUGGAGGUGGGCUACUGCGACUGGGAGAAAACUUGGCCCAAUAAUAGAAGUUGACUUUUUAUUCUUAAGGCUUGAUUUUUUUUUAAAUUAAUAUGUAUUACAGGCUGAGGAUGAAACUCAAUUGGUAGAGAGUGCCAUAUAGCAUGUAGGAAGCCCAGAGUUUGAUCCCCAGUGCAGCAAAAGCCAGAAUAGUAGCACUCAAGGAGGCAGAGGCAGGAGGAUCAGAAAUUCUAGGUCGUCCUCCAACACGCAGUGAGUCCAAGGCUAGCCUCUGAUACGUGAUAUCUUAUCUCAAGAAUAGAGAUUGCUAUGUAUUUCAAAGGCAUGGUGUGGCUAUGGAAUUUCAAAUGCAGGGCAUUUGAGAGUUUUCAAAAUGAAUAUUCAUUCUUCUGUCUGGGUUGUAGCCUUGUUUGGGAAGAGAUCUUAGCUAAGAUUUAUGAGAUCCCAAACUAAAGAGAACCGUCCUCACCCAUGGGCGAUGAGCAGAAUUCUGGUUGUGGCUUCAAAGGCCCAGUCCUGAAACUGGACAGAUAGUCAAAUCGGACAGCCAAGUACACUGUGGCUGCUCCUCACCCUAACGGGGCAGUCACCCUCCGCUGCUGGCCUUGAUAUCUGUGUCAAUUGAGCCAAGGACUCUGUCUUCUUGUCAGAAUUUCAGCUUGUCUAGGGUGGAGGAAAUCAGAAUCUUCAAGAAGAUUCACGGGAACUCUUAGACAGAAUGAACUUUCGAUUUCUACGAUUUCUGGUCUCAACCACUGCUUUGACUCUCAGGAUAACCAGGUAGCUGGCCGAUUUGCCUGAAGUACUACUGUUCUCACCCCGAGGCUGCAUGGUGAUAUAAAGAGUUCUGGUUCUGAAGCUAUCACCCUUCCAGGAAAGGCUCGGAGCCGGCCAUACGAACAUUCAGGAAGCCGAUUCUCGUGUAACACAGAGACAUCAACAAAUUUAACAAUGCCAGGAGCUACCAGGAGACACCCAGUCAGCAAACGUGGAUAUACUUGUCUGUUUGCUGCCCCUGGGGCCCUUCUAGUUUCUAUCUGUGGACUGCAGUAUUAACUGCCAGCUUCUUUGGGGUUAUCUGAAGGUUUGAACUCUUUUAAAACCAUGGCUCUAAAGUUCUUCGAGGGAGCUGAUUAUUUUAAGCGGGUCCUAAGAUCCAAGAUUCAAAUUUUUGUUAGAUGUCGGCCCUGUGAAGGACCAACACAGCUACCCCAAUUCAGGCUCCUCAAAACAGGCAGUCCCACCUCAGAUUUGAGAAGAAACCUUAAAACGGGUCCUAGGACGGGUAAAUGUGUGCUCACUGUCGUGGGCCCCUCCCUGAAGGUCCGUUGAGUAAGAACGAGGUACCUGAUUGCCAAAUGCGCUGUUUAUGACAUUGCUGCCAGCAGCCGCCGGGAGGGGAGUGGCGCUCGCAGCUGCUAUGUUCUGGCCACGCAGCUCUCCCCGAGGACGAGGACUGUCUUCUGCAUGAAUCCAGUGAAGGAGGCUGUGGUCGAGGAAGGGCUGAGAUGUCCUCUACUCAUAGGCUGCAUUUCCCACCAGUAUAAGGUCCCAGUGUACUAAAAAGGGACGCUUUAGUCUUCAAUCCCAGUUUAAUGUUCCUCCUCCACUACUAGGUCACUUGCUGGUCUUAAAACCUUUGUUCUCUA